This is a messenger RNA of Metarhizium album ARSEF 1941, 3111 nucleotides long. Its product is annotated as Exonuclease, RNase T/DNA polymerase III. The transcript is spliced from 12 exons. Gene Ontology annotation, cellular component: P-body; PAN complex. NCBI's taxonomy places the organism in Eukaryota, Fungi, Ascomycota, Sordariomycetes, Hypocreales, Clavicipitaceae. Bases 1 to 3111 code for a protein of 1036 amino acids. The record is from RefSeq and is a predicted model, not a curated record. Gene Ontology annotation, molecular function: nucleic acid binding; protein binding; poly(A)-specific ribonuclease activity. Gene Ontology annotation, biological process: mRNA processing; nuclear-transcribed mRNA poly(A) tail shortening.
AUGGACGGCGACUGGGAUGAGGUCGCCCGCAUUGCGUUCCCGCCUCCGGGCGUACAUGCGAUGCCGACACCGGUAACGACCAUGACGUUUGAUACUUUUCAAGAGCUGCUAUGGACCGGAAACGAUUAUGGUCGCGUAACUUCGUUCCUUGGCCCUGAAUUACAACGGUAUACCUCCUUCAAAGCACACCUUUCGACGGACGGGCCAGUGCGACAAAUAUUGGUCAACGAAAAAGGCGUGAUAUCGUUGGGCUCAAAGGAUGUUCACAUGGCACAGAGGAGGGGACCACCGAUAUGGCAUCUCAAUGAUGACGAUAUGACUGAGCUACGGUGCAUGAGCUUUACUUCCAAAGGGACGACGGAGAUCGUUGUUGCGGGAUUGCAAGAUUCAAUGCUAGUCAUUGACCUUAAUAAGGGCGACGUCGUGAAGGAGAUUGCAACCGAACACCAGUACUCCAUCAUGAAACGAGGAAGGUAUAUCUGUGCGGCAACCAAGAAUGGGACGGUGAACCUCCUCGAUCCAGUGUCCUUUGCAGUUGUUAAGUCUUGGAAUGCUCACACUGCGCUGAUCAAUGACAUGGAUGCCCAGCAUGACUUCAUUGUUACAUGCGGAUAUUCACUCCGACAAGGCCAAACAUACAUGCUCGAUCCAUUUUUGAACGUGUUUGAUAUUAAAAAGAUGUUGUCAAUGCCACCAAUACCUUUCCCUGCCGGGGCGGCGUACGUUCGCAUGCAUCCCAGGAUGUUGACCACCAGUAUCGUGGUCUCGCAGUCCGGCCAAAUGCAUGUGGUCGACUUGAUGAACCCCAACACUAGUAACGUGCGGCAGGCAAACGUCCUUACCUACCUUAGCAUGUUUGAAAUUGCGCCUUCUGGUGAAUCAAUGGCUCUUACCGAUGCUGAGUGCUAUAUUCACCUCUGGGGAUCGCCUUCGAAGCUUCACUUUGUCGACUUGUCAACGCCAAUAGACUUUGCUAGCCCGGAGGACCAUGCUCCUCAAAUAGAAUGGACCCCUGAAACACCGUUGAACUCUGUCGGAUUGCCCUUCUAUUGGGAAGUGUUGGCCUCGGCCUGGCCGGAUCUUGUUUCCGAUGUUGGCGCCCCUCCAGUGAGGUUUGAUCCUCAGUUCCUCGCGAGCCUCAAGCCGACCGAAUUUGGACUGUAUGGCCGCAACACAAGAGGCCUCCGGAGGAAUCAGGCUGAGAAUACCAGAAAUACCCGCAAGUCUGCAAACGCUGGUCUCAAGGCGCCCAAGUUCUUGAGUGAGAAAGCCAGAGAGUCUGCCCAAUCAGAGUCCAUGACGAAUGAUCUGAAUGACGACGUUUCUAGCACUGUAACCGACAGCGAGAUUGAAAGUAAGAAGUCAGACGUGCCGGUCAUGUACCGGAACGUUGAAAUCAAGUACAGCAAGUUCGGAGUAGAUGAUUUUGAUUUCGGAUUUUAUAACAAAACACGAUACUCAGGCUUGGAAAUUCAUAUUUCAAACUCAUACGCCAACUCACUCCUUCAAAUUAUGCAUUUUACCCCCCUGAUUCGAAACAUAGCCCUUCAACAUGCGGCUGCAGCCUGUCUCAGCGAAAUGUGCUUGCUCUGUGAACUUGGCUUCCUUUUCGACAUGCUACAAAAAGCAGACGGCUCAAUCUCUGGUCCGCUUGGCCUCCUCGAAGAGGACACCCGCAGCUCGUCGCUAAACGUCAUGUUGCAGGGCCUAACUAGGUUUCUCCUGGACAAGAUUGUCUCUGACUACAAGAGCUUGUCACCAACAUCAUCUGCGAUGGAACAGGUCGAUUCUUGCAACCUCCGCAACAAGCUCUAUUCAAUUCACGACCAUCGCAUGCUAUGGUCUACUCCCGGCUGGCUUCCUGAGGAAAUCGGAAUCAUUGUUGAGCAGGGCCAGUUCUUUUGUUAUGAGGGUGAAGACUUGAAACUUCACUUGCAGCGUGGAAUCCACAACAUCACCGUAUACUCGUUAAUAGGGAUGGCGACAAAUAUCGAGGGUGGCCAAAUGCAAAAAUCACACCUGGUAUCCAUGAUCAAUGUUGCACACGCUGUGCCAGAACCGCCCGGACACAGUCAGUGGCACUUGUUCAACGACUUCCUAGUCAGGUCUAUCAGUACCGAAGAAGCCCUUGCGUUCAACACGUCAUGGAAAAUCCCCAGUGUUAUAUCAUUCCAGAUCAAAGAAGCGAAUAACAAGAUUGACUCCACCUGGAAAGACCAGCUGGACACCUCGAUUCUGUCCCAUGAUUUGUAUCUAAAUCCAAACUCUGAGCAUAAAACAUACCACAUGCUGGAUCCAGAAACGGAAAUGCCCGGCCCGGAUACAGUAGUAGCUCUGGAUACGGAGUUCGUUGCCAUUCGACAGCCUGAGAUUGAGGUGAACUCCGACGGCGAACGUGAGACCAUUCGACCAAUUGUCUAUGCGUUGGCUCGAACGUCUGUUGUCCGUGGACAGGGCGAGAACGAGGGACUGCCCUUCAUCGACGACUACAUCUCCAUACAAGAGCCCAUUGUGGACUACCUGACAUCGUACUCUGGCAUCUCUCGAGAAGAUCUGGACCCACGAAUUUCUAAACACAGCCUGCUCCCGCUCAAGAUGGCCUACAAGAAGCUCUGGAUUCUCCUCAAUCUCGGCUGCAAAUUCCUGGGCCACGGCCUCAAACAAGAUUUCCGCGUCAUAAACAUCCACGUUCCCAAGUCUCAAGUCAUCGACACAAUCGAUUUGUUCUAUUUAAAGUCGAGGUUCCGGAGGCUCUCGUUGGCGUUUCUAGCGUGGUACCUCCUCAAGGAGGACAUUCAGAUGGAGACGCACGACUCCAUCGAAGACUCUCGAACGGCACUCAAGCUGUAUCGGAAAUAUCUUGAGUUUGCAGACGCUGGGAUCCUGGAGACCAUGCUGCAGGAUAUUUACCGCGCUGGAAGCGCCGUCAACUUCAAGCCCCCGCGCAGGGACGACGUGGGUGUCCAGAGGACAGACACUCCGCCGCUGCCGGCGGACUCGUCCACGGCGGGACCGUCCACUCCUGUGAGGAAGAUUAAUGGCAUGGCCCCCGGGUCUGGGUUUGGGGGCGGCACGAGUUGGACGCCGGGGAAGGGAUCGCCGUUGCGCUAG